Molecule: messenger RNA, 1488 nt
Organism: Lichtheimia ornata
Lineage: Eukaryota; Fungi; Mucoromycota; Mucoromycetes; Mucorales; Lichtheimiaceae
Exons: 2
Coding region: 1-1488 (495 amino acids)
Biological process (GO): SCF-dependent proteasomal ubiquitin-dependent protein catabolic process
Cellular component (GO): SCF ubiquitin ligase complex
Molecular function (GO): protein binding
Source: RefSeq, a predicted model, not a curated record
AUGACGACACUGAACAAAACCAACAACGGCUCUUUUGUUUCUUCAUUCCCCUCCGAAGUACUCGACGUUGUUUUCAAUCGCCUUUCAUUCCGUGAAUGCAUCAAGUGUACCGGUGUCUGUCAAUCGUGGAAUGCAUUUCUCUUCAGUUGGCCUGGUCUUUGGUUCGAGAUAUCUGAUCAAUGCUGCAGCUUUGAAAAGGACCUGAAAGCAUAUCAAAGGAGCUUACCGUGGGAUCAUGUCCAAAGAUUAUCCAUUAAAGCCGGCUCGUUGGAUUAUAUAUCACGCCACUUACCAAAGAACGUCCACACAGCUACAUUACGAGAGGAGUUUGAUGGAAGAGAUAUCCGACGAUUUUGUAUGUUUGUUGGCAGUACCUUGACGACGCUCAAAUUGGAACAUGGCUUUUGCAACCCACUUCCUGAGAUUGUGUUGGAUACCAUUUUACAAUAUUGUCCAUAUCUUCAACACCUCACCUAUUACUCAUCUUGGGAUAUCAACUUCAUUCCUGUGGUAUCAUUGGCUCCACUUUCAAUUCAUGAACAUCCACUCGAGAGGUUGGAGAUGGACUUUGACAAUAUCAUCAAAUUGGAUGCUCUCCUGAUCAAACGACUGAUUCCCGUGUUACCCAACCUGAGGCACAUACGACUUAAUUCACACGACCUUCGAAACGUGGGCGAUGUCCUUGAUGCACUUGCACGUUAUUGUCCGAGGCUGGAGACAACCAUAUUUUCAGAUACCAUCAACCCCGCCGCCGCCGCCUCCUCCUCGUCUACUACUGGUGGUACUACAACAAGUUUACUAUGUCUACGUGGCGUGGAUCGAAUCAAAUCGGAAGGACUUGCCACAUUUCUUUCUCAAUACGAUCAACGUCUUGAAACGCUCGAGUUACAUCUUUCCUCAGACGAUCUCGCUCGUAGCGUGUCAUCAGGCCUAUCGACCUUAGGCCAUGCUCAACAUCUCAAAAGGAUUUGCUUGACGUCAGGGAUGGGAUGCUUCAAGACGCAUGAUGUUUGUGUACGUUUGGUAUCACAAUGUCCACACUUGGAAGAGGUAUCGCUUGCCCAAUUUGAUUUCCUUGCCGACGAAGGAUUACAAGCAUUAAGUCAAUUGGACCAUCUUGAAUCAUUAUCACUCUCAGGCUGCUUGUUGGUCUCUCCCAGCGCAUUGGUACAAUUUGUGGAAGAAACGCACAGCAAACAUUGUCUACGCCAAUUAAAUCUUGAUUCCAUGUUGGCAUUGACUGAUAAGGUCCUUGACGCUAUUGGCAGAAAUCUUGUCAUGCUUGAACGAUUACAAACAACGCGAUGUUUUUAUAUCAGCGACACAGGGUUACGCUAUUUCGUUGACAGCUUUUCGGGUUCCUCUUUGCGUGAAUUUGUAUUUGGUCAAGCCUCUGCUAUCCAACCUUGUUCCCUUUCUCGUGAAGCAUUGUUGUAUGCCCAAUCGAGAUUAGGCUCACAAGUAACCAUCAAGGAAAUCAUUUGUUGA